This is a messenger RNA of Spinacia oleracea (spinach), 1158 nucleotides long. RefSeq lists its product as uncharacterized. The coding region runs from base 1 to 1158 and encodes 385 amino acids. Lineage: Eukaryota; Viridiplantae; Streptophyta; Magnoliopsida; Caryophyllales; Amaranthaceae. The record is from RefSeq and is a predicted model, not a curated record. The transcript has 3 exons.
AUGACGAAGAAAGGGGGUGGUUCAAAGAAAGCUGGGAGAACCCCUCCGAAGAAGCAUGUUGUGAAACCUAGUGCAAGUGGUAGUAGGAAGAAGAAGAGGCAGAAGAUGGUGUACCAGGAGGCAAGUGAAGAUCUAGAUGGCGUACAAUGCAGUGAGGAGGAAUGUAGUGAAGAGGAGUCCUCCUCCGAGGAGUCCUCCUCUGAGGAGUGCUCUGCUUCACCUUCUGCGUCAUCCACGGAAGGGUCAGAAGGUGAUUCCUCGUCUUCAUCUUCUUCUUCGGAGGAGGAAGAGCCAAGAAAGAGAAAGAGGAAGAAGUCCUCGAAGAAGGCCUCGAAGAAGGUUUCGAAGAAAAAGAACAAGAGUGCCGGGGAGAUUGUCAAGGCACGUAAUCGUGUUGUCUUGACGCAUUUACGAACUUGUGAAAAGGCCCCUAAAAUUAUUUGCCGGGUCGAGUCGUUCGUCAAGUUAAUCAAGAAACUGGAUGAUUCAAGACGGGAAGAAGUAGAGAAAAUGGGUUUCUCGGGGUUGUUGGAAAUGAAGUUGGGGAAGUUGGACAGGAGAUUCUGUUACUGGUUGAUGACCAGGGUAGAUGUUGAGGGGCAUGUAGAGUUUGGGGAUGGGAAUGUGUUCCGGUUUACCCCGCAACAUGUUCAAAGGAUUUUUGGGCUGCCAAUGGGAACGAAGGAUGUUCCUGCACCUGUGGCAAUUGAUUGGAAGGAUAAGAAAAUGGUACGUCCUGCCAUUAAGCUAUUUAAGAUGUACGGUACUGGAGUUGCUGAUCCUUCGAAGGAUAUGGUGUUGUUGGCGAAGGUAGCCAAAGUUGUGGAGGGGGAGAAAGAUUCAGCGGGGGAGGUUAUACCUCUAAGUACCCCUGGUGAGAAGCUAGCAUUUAGGAAUGCAUUCUUGGCUGUGGUAGUGGGCCACUUACUUUGCCCUACAGCCAUGUGCACCAACCUGUCACACAAAUUGAUGGUUGUUGUUUCGUUGGGUGGUGUGGCAGAGGAGUACGAUUGGUGCACGUGGACUUAUAAUAGGCUGAUGGAACGUGUGGAAGUGUUUUUGAAGAGUUUUUACGAUGAUGGUUAUGCUCGUGGAUGCGGUGGCUGUGUUGUGGCCUUAAUGGUAAGAUUUGUGUCACAUUUUAAUUUAUUUAUUUGA